AGGCUCCUUGCGCAAUUUGAUGGAAUAACGCUGCUGUCACGCCUGCAGAGUACACGGCGAGUAUUCAAAGUACACGGCGAGUAUUCAAAGUACACGGCGAGUAUUCAAAGUACACGGCGAGUAUUCAAAGUACACGGCGAGUAUUUAAAGUACACGGCGAGUAUUUAAAGUUCACGGCGAGUAUUUGUUACCGCGAAUCUUGAUUUCUCCGUGCAAGUUGGAUUCUUCUCCUUGUCGGAGGUCAUGGACGUGUCAAAGUAUCGACUUUAAAGGCUCUUGUACCUUGGCUUUUUCCGCUUGGAGCGCGACCCCGCGAAGGAUGGUGAACAGCCAGGUGUCGGCCGCACCUCCGGCCCCCAGGUGGUGCGCGGGGUGCGGGGGGAAGAUCGCCGAGCGCUUCCUGCUCUUCUCCAUGGAGCGCUACUGGCACACCCGCUGCCUGAAGUGCUCCUGCUGCCAGGCCCAGCUGGGCGACAUCGGCAGCAGCUGCUACAGCAAGGGCGGCAUGAUCCUGUGUCGCAGCGACUACAUCAGGCUGUUCGGGCACAGCGGGGCGUGCAGCGCCUGCGGACAGUCCAUCCCCGCCAAUGAGAUGGUGAUGAGGGCGCAGGGAAACGUUUACCACCUGAAGUGUUUCAGCUGCGCCACCUGCAGGAACCGCCUCAUGCCCGGAGAUCGCUUCCAUUACAUGGACGGCACGGUCUUCUGCGAGCACGACAGACCCGGCGCUGCCUUGCUCAGCGGCCACCUGCCCCGUCUUCAGCGUAGUCCCGUGUUGACGGACCAAAAGGUCUGCUGAGGAGCGUGUCCUCUACAUGAUGGGGCGUGUCCUGUACGUGAGGGGUGUGUCCUGUACGUGAGGGGUGUGUCCUAUUCGUGUGCCCACGCUGGACUUCUCUUUCUCUCUCUCUCUCCCCCGCCACUGUCGCCAUUGUUGUGGAUUCUGCUCACCACCGCGCAUACCCGUCCUGAAAAUAAUGGCGGCCUUUCUUUGCACCCCGCCCGCCUACCCACCGCGUCGUCCAUGUUGUGCUCGGGUCUUCGGGUGGCCUGUCCCGCUCCGGGGACUCCUUGGGACCGUGAGAGCCUGAGCACAACGCUG
Nerophis ophidion (straightnose pipefish) is the source of this 1102-nucleotide messenger RNA. RefSeq names its product LIM domain transcription factor LMO4.1-like. The record is from RefSeq and is a predicted model, not a curated record. NCBI's taxonomy places the organism in Eukaryota, Metazoa, Chordata, Actinopteri, Syngnathiformes, Syngnathidae. Bases 320 to 799 code for a protein of 159 amino acids. The transcript is spliced from 5 exons.